UUAAUUGGGUUCUGUAGUGGCUCUGUGUUGAAUGGUCAGUCGCAGAGAGAAGGGGGCAGCCGUUGAUUUAGGAGAAGCGUUUUGUCUGAAGCCGUGGCUGUAAAUGAGGCUUUGCUAUUUUGUGUUAGUCGGUCAAAGAGUGUCUUCAGACAGCGGAAGACAGAUACACGCGCGCACAGGAUCUCCAGACGGAGGUUGCGCUUCCAGUCUCUUGAUACGCGCAACAGAUUUCUCCUUAGUGACAGAGGGAUAUGCGCUUUUGCAUUUAAUGUCAUUGCUUGUUUUAAGCACUUGCGCUCUGUUCAUUUUUCAAGACCUGUUUUUGACGUCGGAACCUUUUGAGAAGACGCUUUUCUUUCGGAUUUGGAGAUGUUUUUGAGACCAUAACAACGCAUGUAAAGGAUUGAGACAGCUCAACAAAGGAAGCGACAAUCAUUUUGAGAGUUUAUUUCAGUGCCUGUCGGAACCCAACAUGGAUAGCAGCAAGGGCACAGUGUUCUGUGCCACUUUACUCAAACUUGCUGUGCUCGUGACAUUGGCACGGUACGUCUCGGCUAAAACUCUGAAAUACCAAGUUUACGAAGAGCAGAAGGUGGGUACAGUAAUCGCCAGACUUCGAGAAGAUGUCGCUGAUGUUUUGUCCAAACUUCCGAGCACGAUUCCGUUACGCUUUAGAGCCAUGCAGCGCGGCAGCGCGUCUCUUCUCUCCGUGCGCGACCAGGAUGGAGAGAUCAGCAUCAGGACCAAAAUUGACCGCGAGAAACUGUGCGAGAAAAAUCUAAACUGCACUAUCGAAUUUGACGUCCUCACCCUCCCCACGGAUCACCUACAGCUGUUCCACAUCGAAGUGGAAAUUUUGGACAUUAACGACAAUGCGCCACAGUUCGCGCGCCCCGUCAUUCCCAUAGAGAUCUCCGAAACCGCCGCUGUGGGGUCGCGCAUUCCCCUUGACAGCGCCACCGAUCCAGACGUCGGAGAGAACUCAUUGAACACAUACUCUCUGACCCCGUCUGACUUCUUUAUGAUUGAUAUUCUAACCCGAACCGAUGGCGCCAAGUACGCGGAGCUCGUUGUGCUUAAAGAGCUGGAUAGAGAGGUGAGAGCGAGCUAUGAACUCCAGCUCACCGCCUCAGACAGGGGCGUUCCCCCAAAAUUUGGAACAACGCUCCUGAAAAUCAGCAUAGCUGACUCGAACGACAACAAUCCGGUGUUUGAGAAGCCAUCUUAUGUGAUCAACUUGCUUGAAAAUUCCCCUUUAGGCAGUUUGCUUAUUGAUCUGAAUGCCACUGACCCAGAUGAAGGGACCAAUGGUAAAAUUGUAUAUUCUUUUAGCAGUCACGUGUCACCUAAAAUUCUAGAGACGUUUAAGAUUAAUUCUGAUAAUGGUCAUUUGACACUAAUGAGGAAAGUUGACUUUGAAAGCACAAAUUCGUAUGACAUAGAUGUUCAAGCUCAAGACAUGGGCCCUAACUCAAUGCCAGCACACUGUAAAGUCAUAAUAAAAGUGGUGGACGUGAAUGACAACAAACCUGACAUUAGCAUCAAUUUGAUGUCCACUGGGAACGAGGAGAUAGCUUAUAUAUCAGAGACAGCUCCUGUAGAUACAUUUGCGGCUCUGGUGAGGGUAGAUGACCUGGACUCUGGGUUGAAUGGAGAGGUGGAGUGCCGUCUCCAUGGCCAGGGUCAUUUCAGGCUGCAAAAGACAUAUGAGAAGAACUACAUGAUCCUUACCAACGUCACUCUGGACCGAGAGAAGAGGUCCGAGUACAGCUUGACAGUUAUAGCUGAAGACAAAGGCUCUCCAAGUCUAUCAACCAUCAAACACUUCACUGUGCAGGUCCAGGAUGAGAAUGACAACGUGCCAAAGUUUGAGAAAAGCAGGUAUGAGAUUUCCCAGGUGGAGAACAACUCACCAGGAGCUUAUCUGUCAUCUGUGAGGGCCUCAGACCCAGACCUGGGCCCGAAUGGUCAAGUGAGCUACUCUAUACUUGAAAGUACAGUCCAUGGGAGCUCCAUCUCCACUUAUGUAACUAUUGACCCCUCUAAUGGAGACAUUUAUGCGCUACGUACGUUUGAUCGUGAAGAUGUGAGUCAGAUCUCGUUCUUAGUCCAGGCCCGGGAUUCUGGAAGUCUUCCGCUGCGUAGUAAUGUGACCAUUGUGUUGACCGUCUUAGAUGAGAACGAUAACAGUCCGGUCAUCAUGAUGCCUCAGCUGUGGAACCACACAGCUGAUGUUCCAGUAUCCAAAUACGCAGAGAUCGGUGACGUUGUAACUGUAGUCCGCGCGAUAGACCGUGAUGCUGGCACCAACGGUGACCUGUCAUGUUCUGUAGUAGGGGGCAACGAGGCAGGUUACUUUGCCAUGGAUGCUAAAACAUGUGAAAUUCGGACCAACGUCAGCAUGCAGGACGUCCCACAGGAUCACGUGGAGCUGACCGUACUCGUGCAGGACCAUGGUGCUCAACCCCUCAGCGCCAGAGCCCUACUAAGACUUUCGCUUUAUGAAAACAUUGAGAACCACAUGAAUCCCCAUCUGACAGGUGGAGGAACCGGUGACGGCCCUCUAGACGUGUCUAUGAUCAUCAUCAUCUCCCUUGGGGUGAUCUGCGCCAUUCUGCUCCUCAUCAUGGUGGCCUUUGCCCUUCGCUGCUCACGCGAAAAGAACGACACUCGCUCAUACAACUGCAGGGUGGCUGAGUCUACUUAUCAACAGCACCCUAAAAAACCCUCACGUCAGAUCCAUAAGGGCGACAUCACCCUGGUGCCCACCGUCAACGGGACCCUCCCAAUCCGUGCACACCAUCACUCACCAACCUCCUCGCCCGGACCUGAACGGGCCCACAUGGGCAGCCGGCAGAGCCAACACAGCCGCCAAUCACUGAACAGCUUGGUCACUAUUUCCUCCAAUCACAUCCUUGAGAACUUCGCCCUGGAAAUGACACAUGCCACGCCCCCUGUUGAGCAAGUCUCACAGCUCCUCUCAAUACUCCAUCAGGGUCAGUAUCAGCCGCGGCCCAGCUUCAGAGGGAACAAAUACUCUCGCAGCUACAGGUACGCCCUCCAGGACAUGGAUAAGUUCAGUCUAAAAGAUAGUGGGCGUGGCGACAGUGAUGCGGGCGACAGCGACUGUGAGAUGGGCCGUGAUUCGCCCAUCGACCGGUUGCUAGGCGACGGGUUUGGAGACCUCUUCCACAACGACGGACACCACCGUCUCCACCCAGUCAUGAAAUUGUGUACGGAGGAGUGCCGUGUGUUGGGUCACUCUGACCAGUGCUGGAUGCCAUCUCAGGCGUCUUCGGAUUACCGUGCGAACAUGUACAUCCCUGGAGAAGAGAGCAGGCCUCAGGUCCUCGAGGAGGACCAACAGUCAGUCGACUCAGCUAAGAAGAGCUUUUCUACCUUCGGAAAGGACAAUGAGGAGGAAUGCGGCGGUUCGCUGCUGUCAGAAAUUAACAACGUCUUCCAACGUCUCCUGCCAACUUCUUACGCUGAGGUCAAUGAGCUCGAAGGAUGUGCUGGCCCUCCCACUUCCUCCAUCGGCAUGGAGAUCAGAAAGGGCUUCCUGCCAGGUAAGGCGUCAUCUACAGGCCCCGCCUACCCGCAGGGCGUUGCUGUUUGGGCGGCCAAUACUCACUUUCAAAAUCCCGGUAGUGCUGUGACGAGCGGACACGGCUCGACCAAUCACGCAGCAUCACAGGCAUAUUUAAAAUGGCUGCCAGCGAUGGAGGAGAUCCCAGAGAACUACGAAGAGGACGACUUAGAGAGUGUGCUCAGCCAACGGCAGGGAAAACGCAACGACACGAGACACGAAGUUGUCGACGCUAGCGAACUGGUUGCCGAAAUUAACAAAUUGCUUCAGGACGUACGCCAGAGCUAAACAACAAUCUGUUAAAGAACAUUUCCCUGUCUCUUUCUUUUUCGUUCGCUCUAUUUUCGUAAAGUGAACUAAUCAUUUAAAGGAGGAGAAAGGGAGAGAGUUCAGUGCUGUAGCCUUGAUUGAGUCGCAUGUGGAAGCAUUUCGGUUAAUAUUGUUUACUUGGUAUGACUUUUUGGUCUUUUCGUACAAAAGUGAACACAAUGUGAUUGUAAACACCUUUUAUGUUUUUUUACU
Sinocyclocheilus anshuiensis is the source of this 4111-nucleotide messenger RNA. RefSeq names its product protocadherin 18a (gene pcdh18a). The coding region runs from base 473 to 3877 and encodes 1134 amino acids. Gene Ontology annotation, molecular function: calcium ion binding. The transcript has 4 exons. Gene Ontology annotation, biological process: homophilic cell-cell adhesion. NCBI's taxonomy places the organism in Eukaryota, Metazoa, Chordata, Actinopteri, Cypriniformes, Cyprinidae. Gene Ontology annotation, cellular component: plasma membrane. The record is from RefSeq and is a predicted model, not a curated record.